AUGGCUCGCGAUGGUGAUGAGCCGCCUUGCAGAAGGCAACGAAUGGAUAAUGUUUGGGAAAUAAGUGACAAUGUCCCAUCGCAUGAAGAUGAAGUGCUUGGAUUGGAAGUAGAUCAAGAUGAAGGAAUAGCAUUAGAUACAAUCAUUUCAUCAUGGCGAAACAAAUGCGAACUAACCGCACACAUGUUGGCGUGUUUCAAGGAAUUCCGUCGUGUGAAUCCUGGCGAUGAAAUUCGAUUGAAAGCCAAGUGUAAACUAUGCGAUGACAAUUCACCGUAUAAGUUUUUUCACAAGGGCAAUAAUUCGAAUUUGAAGUCUCAUUUGAGCAAGGUGCAUCCGUCACAUUUCAAACGAAUUGUAGCUGUGUCCGAGGAGGAAAAGAAUGAGAAAGUGUUUGAACGCAAUGACAAGUCCAACCCAUUGUCAUGCUCACUCAUUGAGUGUGCAAUUUUAAACUUCCUCAUUAAGGAAAGACUCCCAAUCUCAAAAUCAAAUAGCAUCCACUUGACCAAACUUAUUGACGGCACUUGCCAACAAGCAUCGCGCUGAUCUGAUCGAAACAUUCAAAUCGGUUGACUAUUUUAGCGCAACGUCGGACAUGUGGACUCGCUCUAAUCGUUCCUUUAUUGCGUUAGUGUUCACUAUUAUGAUCCCGUGAAGCUCGAAUUGAAAACAGCAUUCAUUGCGUGCGAAAGUUUCGAGGGAAAUCACACGAACGACCGAGUAGCCCAAAAGUUACAUCCAAUAUUCGAACUUUUCGGGAUUUUGGAAAAAGUUUUCUUUAUUACGACGGAUGGCGCUGGUGAAUAUGCCGCGGCCUUACGAAAUUAUGGCGACAA
Molecule: messenger RNA, 839 nt
Organism: Sitodiplosis mosellana (orange wheat blossom midge)
Lineage: Eukaryota; Metazoa; Arthropoda; Insecta; Diptera; Cecidomyiidae
Exons: 4
Coding region: 1-549 (182 amino acids)
Source: RefSeq, a predicted model, not a curated record